Molecule: messenger RNA, 1596 nt
Organism: Copidosoma floridanum
Lineage: Eukaryota; Metazoa; Arthropoda; Insecta; Hymenoptera; Encyrtidae
Gene: Rad9
Product: cell cycle checkpoint control protein Rad9
Biological process (GO): DNA replication checkpoint signaling; DNA repair; cellular response to ionizing radiation
Cellular component (GO): checkpoint clamp complex
Source: RefSeq, a predicted model, not a curated record
AAUACUUAUCAGUCGUUUUUGUUGAUAGCCGUGCCGCGCGUUUUCCAGUUUUUAAAACAUUUUGUGACAACUUGUGAUAUGGAUGAUUUCAUCUCUGAAUGUUUUUUCCCAAAUAUUAAAUAACAUAAUUAUUGCUUCUUAUUUUAUGUAGUUGUUUCUAACAUCAGUGUAACGAAAUAGACGUAGUGAAAAUGAAGUGUAUUGUGUCAGGCGGAAAUAUUAAAAUUUUGGCUCGAGCCGUACAGAUGCUCUCGAAAAUUGGCGAUGAAAUGUUUGUACAGCCACAAGAGGAUUGUUUGUCUUUUCGAUCUGUCAACGGUACAAAUUCGGCCUAUGUCGAUGUGACUUUUCAAGAAAAUUAUUUUUCUUACUAUGCCUACGAAGAUUUGGAAAGGACUGAUGCGCUCAGGUGCAAAAUUCUCAUUAGGAGUGCAUUAGCAGUAUUUAAGUCACCAAGUUUAAUAGACAAGCAAGUGGAAUCUUGUCAUAUACAACUGGAGGAAGACUCUGAAAAAUUGUGUUUCAUAGUGAAGUACAAAAAUAGUGUUAUAAAAACUCAUUUGCUGCCAAUACUUGAUUGUGAGACAAUAAGAGCAAAUUACAAAAAAGAUGGCACAGCAAAUAAUUUGUGUAUACAGCCACGUGUUAUGAACGAUAUUGUUCAAAAUUUUCAACAAGGGCUUUUGGAAAUAACCGUAGAAGUACUGCAGGAUAAAGUCCUUAUUAGGAAUUAUAUUGAUGAAACUUCAAAUGUAUCUAAUGAAACGCGCACGCAACUUGUGUUUGGAGCUCGAGAAUUUGACAAAUAUGCAAUUGAGUCUGACACGGUGAUCACAUUUUGUUUAAAAGAAUUAAGGGCAAUCUUAUGUUUUUCAGAAGCUUUAGGGCAGCCUAUCGAAAUAAAUUUUGACAAGCCGGGAAAGCCAGUUGUGUUUGUGUGCAAAUCGUCAUCACUAGAAACAAAUUUAGUUCUUGCUACGUUAAAUCCAGAUACUGAUAGUGCAUCACAAAGUACUGUAUCUACAAGGCGAAACCCAGUGCCAAAGAAAGCUCCAAAAAAAGCCCCUGCCAAAGCCAAGCAAGGGAUCAAGUCGUUAAGUAAGAAAUCAUUUGAUGCAAGUAGAGUCAAUAACAAUUCAUUAAAUACAUCAGAAGUUAGAAAUACUGAAUCAGUAGGUAGAAUUAGUGACGUGACUGACUCGCCAUCUCAGAGAAAUGGAAAAGAUUCAGGAUCGUCAUCUAAAACUUGCACUCCGGUACCAAGGAAUACUAAUACAGAAGGGAGUGAGAAAACAGUGAAGGAUGCAUUUGCAUUUUUGAAGCGAAAAUCAGAGGAAACUGCACAAAAUCCAAAUGACAAGGAUGAAGAUGAUUUCGUUCGAAACUCGCCACCAAGACAACUUUCAAAAAAAGCAAAGAUGAUAUUCAAAAAGUGUUUCCAAUCAACGUUUGAUCCAAAAAUGAUUCCUGGCUACAAUCAAGUUGAAGUUGAAGAUUCUGAAGAGGAAGAUGAUCAAUAUGAGUAAUUUUAAACUCAGAUUUUAUGUACAAUAAUAUUGGGAAGUUGUUCAUUCCAAACAUCAUGUUACAUUUACG